Rhododendron vialii is the source of this 798-nucleotide messenger RNA. RefSeq names its product 7-deoxyloganetin glucosyltransferase-like. Lineage: Eukaryota; Viridiplantae; Streptophyta; Magnoliopsida; Ericales; Ericaceae. The transcript has 2 exons. The record is from RefSeq and is a predicted model, not a curated record. The coding region runs from base 1 to 798 and encodes 265 amino acids. Gene Ontology annotation, molecular function: UDP-glycosyltransferase activity.
AUGAUUGUGUUUACAUUCAGUGGGAGCAAUUCUCUAGCAGGAAUGGAGGCUCCUCUGUUUGCCCUUGGAAUUCCUCAUAUCUUGACUUUAUUCUCGGCUCCUGAUUAUGCUCAAAUCAAACGUGAAGUCCAACAUGUUUUUCUCCUAUUUCUAGGUGUAGAUAGCACUCCUUCCAAUUCCUGUAUAUCUAUUUUAGAACUAUUACCUUACCUUGAUGGGGGAGCGUCUCACUUCCCAUGCUCGCUUAUCUAUUUAGUGUUUGUGUUUGUGAUGAAACAGUUUUUCAACCAGCCAUUUCUUUGGAUGAUUACACAAGAUUUCGCCAAGGGCCAAUUGGCAACUCUGCCACUUGAGUUCUUGGAAAAGACUAAAGAAAUGGGUCUGAUAGCCACAUGGUGCCCCCAGGAGCAAGUUCUUGCCCACCCUUCAGUGGGAGCGUUCGUGAGUCAAUUUGGGACUAGCUCAAUGCUUGAGAGCAUUUGUGCUGGAGUGCCUAUGAUCGGUUGGCCGUAUUUUGGUCAUGACCAUCAAGUGACCUGCCGGUACAGCUGUAACCGAUGGGUUAUUGGGAUGAAGAUCAACGAGGAUAUAGAGAGGGAAGAAGUGGAAAGCCUAGUUCGCGAGUUGAUGGAGGGAGCUGAGGGUAAAGCAAUGAAGAGGAAGGCGAUGGAGUGGAAGAAACAAGCAGUUGAGGCCACCAGUAAAGGUGGGUCAUCGGUGAAAAUUUUCAACAACCUUUUGAAGGCAUUAUCAAGAUCACAGAACUUCAUGGGUCAUCAGAUUCUCAGCUCCUUAUAA